This is a messenger RNA of Ambispora leptoticha, 1482 nucleotides long. NCBI's taxonomy places the organism in Eukaryota, Fungi, Glomeromycota, Glomeromycetes, Archaeosporales, Ambisporaceae. The record is from the annotation of a GenBank genome assembly.
AUGGUCGACGUUAAUAAAAACAGUAAUAGCAUUAAGCCGGGCCAGCAAGAAGGGCAGGAAGCUUUCAAAUGGCAAAUAAAUAGCUUUUCUCAAAUGCAGAACAAUAUUAAUGACAAUAGGAAUAUUCUGGAUCGUAAGGAGCAGCAGUCUACCAGACAAGAUGCUCGUUAUACAAGAAAGAAAACCUCUCUUUAUGGAGAUUAUCGGAAGAAACAAGUAAGGAUAAAUGAGUUUACUGGGGAACAGCCGAGACGCUAUUAUAAUAACGAUGGUGGUGGUCGUGCACAUUGGCAUACUGCCAAAAGGUGGAGAAACAACAAACAGAAUUAUACACAUCAAUACAGAGAAUCAGAUUUAGUUGAUUUAGAGACUCAACCAAUAUCGACGCCGGGUCGAAUUUCAUUCAACAAAACUAAAAUUGUUACAGACUUCAACUUUGAGAAUUCAAGAGGCAAUAACCGAGGAAAAAUAAAUCCUAAUUAUAAUCAAGACGUAUAUUUACAAAACAACAAUUAUAACAUUAAUGACGAGAGAUUUUCAUCAACAUCAUCUUCACAGAGUUCACUGAUAGUUCAAGAAGAAAAUCCGCAGAUCACAAAAAUCAAUAUAUUUGAUUUCGAUGGGACACUAUUUUGUUCGCCUCUUCCCAAUCCAAACCUAUGGGAUAGUCAAAUGAUUGCACGACUCAUGAAUGUUAACUUAAUUGGAAAAGGCUGGUUCCAAGAUUCACGCAGCCUGGAUACUACUUCAUUUCCAGAGAAAAUUUCAUGGCGCAGUUGGUGGAAUGAAACAACCGUAUCUUAUGUGCGGCAAUCAGUAUCUGAUCCAAAUGCAUUGACUGUUCUGUUAACUGGACGACUGUAUUCAACUUUUCACGAAAGAAUUAAAUCUAUCCUAUCACCACAAAACCUUUUCUUUGACGUGAUCUCUUUGAAACCGGAUGAUGCAAAAAUCCAAUGGGAAUUGUUAUAUCAACAAUCUCAAUUAUCAGAAAAAUUCAAAGGUAAAGUCACAGGUAUACCCGUAAAUCACACCACCAUGACCUAUAAAAAAGCACUGAUUCAGGGACUUGUCGAGCAUCAUCCUUCCGUGCGAGAAAUAAGUAUUUGGGAAGAUCGGCGGAAACAUAUAUCGCAGUUCAAAAAAUUUUUGGAUGAUUUUAUCGAUCAAGGCGUUAUCGAGCAUGGAACCAUUCAUGUUGUGAGAUGUAAAAAAAUGUAUUUGGAUGAACAAUGUGAAAUCGAGAUGAAGAUAAUUAUUGUAGAAGAUAAUAUCAUUAUUGUAGAAGAUAAUAUCAUUAUUGUAGAAGAUAAUAUCAUUAACGAAGAUUCCACGAUAAAAGAUAAUAUCAUUAACGAAGAUUCUACGAUAAAAGAUAAUAUCAUUAGCGAAGAUUCUACGAUAGAAGAUGAUAUCAUUAGCGAAAAUUCUAGGAUAGAAGAUGAAAUAGCCAAAUUUAAUAGAAUGCUCGAUGAUCUGUAA